CUAUGUGUUCCGGGUCUGGAAUACAAAAAAAAAAAAACAGGAUAAAAAGACACACUUAAUCGUAUAAAUAUGCCAUCGAACCUAUACAUUGGAGUAAUAAAAAUGACACCGCUGUCAUCGAAUUGUUGAUGGUUGCAUGUGUAAUACAACGACCGGUUAUGGCGUAUUUCGAGUGGACCCAUUUAGUUGUUGCACAGCCCGGAAGUAAACGGUCCAGCAUGGCUUUGGAUCCCCUGACGUCCUUUACAUAAAUGGCAGCUGUUUUUGUUUUAAUACGUUAAUUAAGAAAUCUGAGCGGUUAUUAUUUGUUGGCGUGGCUACACGUUAAACGUAGCAUUUCAUAGUGAGAUAACGUUGACCGGGACCCCGUCAUAGCGUCGACUGGGAACCAAGUGACAAGUCUGUGGUGGUCCAACGUGGCUGACGGUUUAAGACUCGGCAGCAAGUAAGAGCGACUAUUUCACAAAAAGUGGCCAUCAUGUCAAAUGUAAAAUCCAGGAAAACACACCCUGCAGCGAAAGUACAACAGCAGAUUUCUGAAAAGAAUAACAACAAUGUAAAUAAGAAAAAGAAAUUCUGGUUUAAAGACAAAGUUAAAAUUAAAAAGUUUCCUCCAAACAACCAACGGAAAGUGGAACCCCCAAAAGAUGCUCAACACUUCUCUGCCAACUGGAAAGCAUUGCAAGAGAUUUUAAAAGCCAGUGAACCGGAGAAGAAACAGCCUGUGACAUCGACAAACCGGACUGGAUCGCUUCAAAAAAAGGAGGCCAAAGAAAAUUCUUCAUUAAAUAUUUCUAAGAAAAACACCAGUCCCAAGCAGACAGAGACUGGCAAAAAAGGGAAGCAGAAAACUGCGUCAGACAGUGUUGUUUCCAAGGACGCUCAUGUCAAUGCGAAGGUUCCAGCCGUCUCACCAUCACAACACUCUAUUGCUCCAAAAAGGAAAAGCAGCAGUGGAAAUUCAAGCAGUGAGCACACGGUGAAAAAAAAGAAGGUUGUGGUUGCAGAGAAGAAACUUACAGAAGAUGACCUGUGGUUUGACGAUGUAGACCCGGAUGACAUCGAGGCAACGGUCGGAUCAGAGGCAGCAGACAUCAUGAGGAAAAAGCAGCACAUUCAAACCAAGGACACAGAGAGUGCUCUGGUCAAGGAGAAAGCGUUCGAGGGUCUCACCAAAGCUGUGGCGAUUGAUUGUGAGAUGGUGGGAGUUGGUCCAGACGGAGAAGACAGUAUCUUGGCGCGCGCAUCCCUCGUGAAUCAGUUUGGGAAAUGCAUCUAUGACAAAUACGUCAAACCCACAGAGAGGGUGACGGACUACAGGACAGCCGUCAGUGGCAUCCGACCAGAGGACAUCAAAGAUGGAGAAGAUGUGAGGGUCGUCCAGAGGGAGGUAGCAGAGAUCCUGCGAGGCAGGAUUGUGGUUGGGCAUGCCAUACACAAUGAUUUAAAGAUUUUACUCUUGGAUCACCCCAAAAAGAAAAUCCGGGACACUCAGAAGUAUAAACCGUUCAAAAAGAUUGCUAAGAGUGGCCGGCCCUCGUUGAAAGUCCUCUGCAAAGAAGUCCUUAACGUGAAGGUCCAGCAGGGCGAACAUUCAUCUGUCCAAGACGCACAGGCCACCAUGAGGCUCUACACAAUGGUGAAAAAGCAGUGGGAAGCAGAAAUUAAAGCCAGUCACAAGAACAAAGACUCGGACCAGAAAAGUGAACAGAGGAAACCCAAGUUGCCCAAGAGCAGAUGAUCUCAUUAUAUCCUGAGGAAAAACUGAGGAAGAUGAUCAGACUUUAUUUUUUGAAAGACCAAAAUACGACCGACGUCACAGGCUCCUGCUGUGGAAGACUUACACAGGAAACUUUCCCUCUUCCGUAAACAUGGCAUCAUUUCAAGAAAUGCCUUCAAAUGCCUCGAAACGCUGUAGUACAUGUGCCACACCUGUACAUGGCGCUGUGAUGCCGUCACAGAAGUGCACCACAAACAGAGAAGAAGAUGCAGAGCACGCGGAUAAAGCUGGAGCAGAAGAAGACAACGAUAAAGAUGGCAACAGCAAAGUACAGUAGGGACAUGUUGUUUUUGAAGACUUGUUUUUCUUUUCUUUGUUUUUUUUCGUUGUUCAUAUCUUUGUUUUGGAAUAACUUGAUUUGCCUGGUUGUUUGAUAUUUCUCUGUAGCUAUAUUACAUUUCUCACCCAUUAAUCAUUUUACCAGUUUGAUUUGUCUGUUUUGUUCAGUGGUGGCUCAUCAAUAGGAGGCACCGGCUCACGGCCCACCUGUCCCACAUGAAGAAGAAUCACAGACCUCCAAUGACUUUAAAAACAUUUGAAUUAAUGUAUACUUUUGUCACCUAGUGUGGUAAAUACAUUAUAGUGAGUAAAAGGACUAAUUUGCACCAGAGCUGUAGAUAUAAAAUAAUAUCUCACCUCUGGCCACUAACAGGACUUUGAAUUUAGUUUAUUACCGAAAUGCAUCACGUCUGUUGAAUCACACGCUGAUUUUCCUGGAUUCCUAUAAUGUUGCCAUCAGUGAACAAGAUUCUUCUGCCUGAUCGAACAACCCACACCUGAGAGCUGCAGCAGCGACAAUGUCUUCUUUAUGUGAUGGUUCAAGGUGAAAAUACACCCGAUAAAUAAGGAAUGUAUGGGCUGUGGACGUAUUAUGCUUUUUCACCUUGCAGGAGAACUAAUCCCUGGGCUCUCGGUCAGAUGUCGAUCACAUUCUGCAGACAUCAGACUCAUGACACCUUCUCCUUUCAUUCUAAGACAAACACACAAGGUGAAGGAGCCAGUUUUCAGUGUUAAAAGGAACGGUUAAUCAUUCAUUUAAUAAAGUCCUGAAUACAAUCUGA
Molecule: messenger RNA, 2841 nt
Organism: Solea senegalensis (Senegalese sole)
Lineage: Eukaryota; Metazoa; Chordata; Actinopteri; Pleuronectiformes; Soleidae
Gene: rexo4
Product: REX4 homolog, 3'-5' exonuclease
Exons: 8
Coding region: 479-1741 (420 amino acids)
Biological process (GO): rRNA processing; DNA catabolic process
Cellular component (GO): nucleus
Molecular function (GO): nucleic acid binding; 3'-5' exonuclease activity
Source: RefSeq, a predicted model, not a curated record